Molecule: messenger RNA, 5256 nt
Organism: Anolis carolinensis (green anole)
Lineage: Eukaryota; Metazoa; Chordata; Lepidosauria; Squamata; Anolidae
Gene: kirrel3
Product: kirre like nephrin family adhesion molecule 3
Exons: 19
Coding region: 1463-3793 (776 amino acids)
Biological process (GO): synapse assembly; cell-cell adhesion
Cellular component (GO): plasma membrane; cell-cell junction
Molecular function (GO): cell adhesion molecule binding
Source: RefSeq, a predicted model, not a curated record
GGACUGCUAUUGCUGCUGCUAUUGCUCAGAAUGUUUGAUCAAACAAUUCUGAAUUGGCAUGAAUACAUCAGAGUGUUUUGGCUACAGGAUUCAACGUGCAGCCUACCAGAAGGCACUUUUUGUUCCCACUAGAUUCCUUCUCUUCCUUCUAUCAAAUUUCAGCAUCACAAAUGCAGCCAGGUUGUUCCCUCAGUUACCAAGCCUGUGAAGAGGAAAACAGAGGAAUUUUAGAAUGAAAGAAAGAAAGCUUUCUUAGAGCCAUUUGCCACUUUGGCUUGAUCCUGCCUGUGGCUGCAGAAAACUUUUAAUAGAAAUCUUCAGAACGCAAUGGGCUACAGCUGUUUGCCUUGAUAAAUAUAUUUUAUUCUACAUGCCUCAGUCGCCAUCUGUUUGCUGAUAUGAAUGUUUCUUCUCUGCAGCAGUGGAAAAUAAGCUUUCAAAAGAAAUGGCAAAAGAUGUGUUCGGUAACAGGUAUCGUUUUCUGUUUAGUAUUUUUUUUAAAGACAGAGAGGUGAAAAGUCAUAUCCAUGAUGUUUCUCUUGCACUGUGCUAUGCCAAAAUUGCAUGCCAAACAAGUGUGAGAAAGCAAUAGAAUAACUGGAAAGUGUGAUUGGCAUAAUUGGAAAGUGAGUAUAUACUCCUGUCUUAGAAGCCAAUAUGAUCAGGACUCAGAAACCAGUAUAAUCUGAGUAUGGAUCAUAUUGGCUUCUGAGAAGGAGCCUUGAGAAGGAAUGCAAUUUGUCACUAAUUUUGUUCUCAAAAGAAGCUGCUAUUCAAGCAUUUUUUUCUUCCUCUUGACAGAUAAUCUUUGGGAAAAAAACACAGGAGACAGUCUUGGGGACGCCCUUUCACAAGCCAGCAACCAAAAAACAGAAGAGGCAGAUUAGGAAGUUUGGAAGCUCAAGGGCCACAAACCACAGACUUUGAGACUACAUACAAUGGAAGCAGAAGCUGAAACCCUUUCCUCAAGAAACAGGCGGUGCAAAGCUGAAGAAGAGAGGACCGAGGAAGAAGCGAGGACCGAGGAAAGGGCGAAGUGAGGCGUCGCUUUCCCCUCUGUCUCCUUCGUCUAUUUUUCGCGAGUGGCUUCCCCACGCGGAGUUCCUCUUUAAAGCCGCCCCUGACCGUCACUCAUUCCGAGCGAGCGGCGGAGGGAGGAGCUCAGGCGGACGAGGAGAAGGAGGAGGCGAAGGCGGCGAAGAAGAGCUCGGGCAUGGAGCGGCGGCGAGCAGAAGGGAGGCGGAGAAGGAGCAGGCGAGCCGAGAGGAAGCGCCACUGAGAGCGGAAAGGAGCUCCGCGAGGAGGCUGUUGCUUCCUCGCCGCUUGUAUAGACAGCCAGCCAGCCAAGCAACGAGGCUGCAAAAUAAAGGAAGAGAGAGAAGACGAGGCAGGAUCCAAGCGGCGGAGGCGGCUGGGCAGCGCGCAAGUUCCUCUCCUUCCCCCUUCGCCGCAACUCUAAGGAAUGAAAGCUCUCCAGGCAGACCUCGUCCUCCUCUGCUUCUGCCUUCUCGGCCAAGAACUUGGUUUCCCGAGGAGAGGAUGCUGUCUGGUGUUUGGGUUCAUGUACAAGGAGAAAUAUCGACGAAUGACUGAAGGUCCAGCAUCUUCUUUUACCCAGCAGCCUCAGGACCAAGUAGUGAUUGCCGGGCAACCUGUGACCCUACUGUGUGCCAUUCCAGAAUACAAUGGAAUCGUGCUAUGGAUUAAAGAUGGGCUUGCUCUUGGAGUAGGCAGGGAUCUCUCAAGCUACCCACGCUAUUUGGUUGUAGGGGACCAUCUAUCAGGAGAGCAUCACCUGAAGAUCCUGAGAGCAGAUCUGCAAGAUGAUGCCGUGUAUGAAUGCCAGGCUAUUCAGGCCGCCAUCCGUUCCAGACCAGCCCGGCUGACCGUCCUUGUGCCUCCAGACGACCCAGUUAUUCUUGGUGGACCUAUCAUUAGCCUGCGAGCUGGAGAUCCUCUGAAUCUCACCUGCCAUGCUGACAAUGCCAAACCAGCAGCAUCCAUUAUUUGGAUGCGAAGAGGAGAAGUUAUAAAUGGAGCAACCUAUUCCAAGACCGUGCUCCGUGAUGGGAAGAGAGAGAGUAUCAUGAGCACACUCUUUGUCUCUCCAUCGGACAUUGAGAAUGGCCAGACCAUUGCCUGCCGAGCCACCAACAAAGCCAUCCCCAGCGGAAAGGAAACCUCUGUCACUAUUGACAUUCAACAUCCUCCUCUCGUCAAUCUGUCAGUGGAACCUCAACCUGUCCUUGAAGACAACACAGUAAAGUUUCAUUGCUCUGCAAAAGCCAACCCUGCUGUCACUCAGUACAGAUGGGCCAAAAAGGGACAUAUUAUAAAGGAAGCAUCUGGUGACACUUUUGAGGCCAUCGUUGACCAUACCUACUUUUUUGAACCAGUAUCCUGUGAGGUGACCAAUGCUUUGGGCAGCACUAACAUCAGUAGGACAGUAGAUGUUUACUUUGGGCCUCGCAUGAUGUCAGAACCACAAUCCCUCCUCGUUGACCUUGGUUCAGAUGCGGUAUUUAAUUGUGCGUGGAUUGGAAACCCAUCCCUGACCAUCGUUUGGAUGAAGCGGGGCUCUGGUGUGGUCCUGAGCAACGAGAACACGUUAACACUAAGAAACGUCCGCCAAGAAGAUGCUGGGAAAUAUGUGUGCCGAGCCGUGGUUCCACGUGUGGGUGCGGGAGAACGGGAAGUGUCGCUGACUGUCAAUGGGCCACCUAUCAUCUCCAGCACCCAGACACAGCAUGCACUUCAUGGGGAAAAGGGCCAGAUCAAAUGCUUCAUCCGUAGUACUCCUCCACCAGACCGAAUUGCUUGGUCCUGGAAGGAGAAUGUUCUGGAGUCAGGUACCUCUGGGCGAUACACAGUGGAAACUGUCAGCACGGAUGAAGGCGUCAUUUCUACAUUAACUAUCAGCAACAUCGUGCGGGCGGACUUCCAGACGAUUUACAACUGCACCGCUUGGAACAGUUUUGGCUCAGACACUGAGAUCAUCCGGCUGAAAGAGCAAGGUUCGGAAUUGAAAUCAGGAGCUGGUAUGGAAGCAGAGUCAGUGCCAAUGGCAGUCAUCAUAGGCGUUGCAGUUGGAGCUGGUGUGGCAUUCUUGGUGCUGAUGGCUACCAUUGUGGCCUUCUGUUGUGCUCGUUCACAGAGAAAUCUGAAAGGUGUGGUUUCAGCCAAGAAUGAUAUCCGCGUUGAGAUUGUUCAUAAGGAGUCUGCCUCAAGCAGAGAAACCGAGGAGCACCCAACAAUCAAGCAGUUGAUGAUGGAUAGAAGUGAGUUCCAGCAGGAUUCAGUUCUGAAGCAGCUGGAGGUACUCAAAGAAGAAGAGAAGGAGUUCCAGAAGGAUCCCACAAAUGGCUACUACAGUGUGAAUACUUUCAAGGAGCACCACUCCACCCCGACCAUCUCUCUUUCGGGCUGCCAGCCAGACAUGAGGCCUGCCAACAAGCAGCGUGUGCCCACCGGCAUGUCCUUCACCAACAUCUACACCACGCUGAGUGGGCAGAACCGGCUCUAUGACUACAGCCAGCGCUUCGUCUUGGGCAUGGGGAGCAGCUCCAUUGAGCUGUGCGAGCGGGAAUUCCAGCGGGGCUCCAUGAGCGACAGCAGCUCCUUUCUGGACACGCAGUGCGACAGCAGCGUCAGCAGCAGUGGCAAGCAGGAUGGCUACGUACAGUUUGACAAGGCUAGCAAGGCCUCAGCCUCGUCUUCCCAUCACUCGCAGUCCUCCUCUCAAAACUCAGACCCCUCCCGACCACUGCAGAGGAGAAUGCAGACCCAUGUGUGAACGGGGGAAGAGGACAGGACUGGAAAUGGAGAAGGCUGGGAGGGAAAGCAGGAUGGGUCAGGACAGACCACCCAAGGGAGCUGGUUAUCGUAGUCAGCCAUCCUGAAGCCCUGCCCUGCUCUGCCUGCAAGUGGGGGGCCUGCUGGACAUCUGCCCGUUCCGGAUGGGGUGGAGGCUGUUCUCUCAUUUUAUUUGCAUUCGGGUGGCUUUUAAUUCCCAAAGGCUUUCUUCCGCCUCUCCCCUUUCUUUAGAGUCAGACAUACAAGGUGGUGGGAGCAAGAAGAAGCCUGUACUGCUGAUAAAUCUGUCCACGCAAAGAUUUGUAGACCUUCCUCCCUAGACCCUUUGACCACUAUUAAGCAGGUGGGGAGAAUCCACAACAGCUGAACCCAAACUAAUUUUAAGCACAAGGUCUGUUUUCUUCCUGUAGCAGGCUGGUUUUAGGGGAAUGGGAGUACAGAAAGGCAAGACCAAGACACUUAAGUGUUCUUUUGUGCAAUGCAUUGCAGAGGAAGGCCAGACUUUUAAACUCAACUCCAGAAGAGUACAGAUAUCCACAGUCUUUAGUGGGACACUAGGAACACCUGCUUCCCCCCUUUCAUUUCAAGUAAGAUGACCUGCCUGGCCACAAAAUGUCUUGAGACAGGACAUGGUCUUCCUGUUGACCAGCCAUUUUAUACUUCUCAGCUCCUUCAGUGCAGAGCGCUUUCUAUUCGAGCUGAGGAGGACAGCCAUAAAUGCUACCUUUCUAAUAAUCCUCUCAUGGUGGUUGCUUCAUGGAGUCAAGAGGAUUGGUGCUCCUAGUGGUUUCCCCCACUUCCUCUUCAUUUAUGAUAUCACUUCUGGACUGUGGACAUUUCAAAGACGGUCCACCUGCAAAGUUGUGAAGUACAACAGCCAACUCUUCUUCCCAAUGCUUUAGCCCCAUUUGCAAAACUCCAAACCCGCCUCCCCCCCCCAAAAUGUGUUCUUCAAGCAACCUCAAAGAGUGCGGCUUCAUUUAAGGAAGUUCUAUGUGAGAGGGUGGGAAGGGAACAGCCAUUGGUGUAACUUAAUGUACACUCUGAAUUUGAGUAUUUUUAUUUUUUUUUUCUUUCCCUUUUUGUUUGGUGUUUAGUGUUCAUAAUAUUACAGUGUGUCCUUGGACUAAAAAAAAAACAGUUGGAGUUGCGAACUUUUAAAGAGUUGCGUCUCAGCAGAACACACAUUGCCAGACACACACUUACAUGCACAACAAGAAUACUGUCAGGUGCAAGGAACUGGUGGUAGAUGGAGGACUGAGCUAAACCUGAGAGCCAUGUGACAAUCAGAAAAGGCACACCGGGAGUGGGAGACUGAGAGCCAACACAGAGCAUUUUUCUUUCUGCCUCUUGUGUAUUUCUGUCCCCUUCCUCUUACCGUGUCUCUUCUUCCGCCUCCAUCAGUAGCACAACUGGAAGAUUAAUACAAUAAUUGUUACAAGC